Molecule: messenger RNA, 740 nt
Organism: Heteronotia binoei (common prickly gecko)
Lineage: Eukaryota; Metazoa; Chordata; Lepidosauria; Squamata; Gekkonidae
Product: ribonuclease T2-like
Exons: 7
Coding region: 1-666 (221 amino acids)
Biological process (GO): RNA catabolic process
Cellular component (GO): extracellular region
Molecular function (GO): ribonuclease T2 activity; RNA binding
Source: RefSeq, a predicted model, not a curated record
AUGUCUAUGGGAAAAAUCAGAACUCGUUUCAGGGACGAAAUCCAUUUAUAUUUCUUGCUGGAGAGCUGGAAGCAGAAGAUGGGAAGCAGCCCUGCCUUUCUUACAGGUACUCUGUACUGGCCUGUACUCACAACAGCCUUGCCCAGAAACGUCAUAGACUGUUGUCCCUACUGGCACCUCUUCCCUUCUGACCUGGUGGACUUGGCACCUGAGCUUAUCCGGUCCUGGCCCACUUUCACCAAUCUGAGCAAUUUCCAGUUCUGGGAGAAAGAAUGGCGGAAACACGGGACCUGUGCUGGUUGCACUGAAACUUUGAACUCCCCCAACAAGUACUUCCGAGCCAGCCUUUUCCUGCACUCCAAAUAUAACAUCGACAGGGCAUUUCGAAGCGGUGCCAUCGUGCCGUCCUGCAACAGCAGCUACCAGCUCAACACCUUCAAGGAGCUUCUGCAACCUGUCCUGGGAGACCGAUAUGAACUGCAGUGCGUUAUAGACACUCAGGGACGCCAAAUCCUGGUCCAAAUCCAGGUGUCAAUUUAUAGCAACUUCUCCACAGGUUGCCUUCCGAAACCUUCCGACUACUCCCCUUAUAAGCCCUGCAGGGCCCAGAGCCCGAUUUUCUACUUCCCUCCAAACCAGGACAACCCACGCAAUCCUUGUCCAUGAUCAGAGUUCCUCAGAAGCACAGCCUGGGAGCGCAGAAAAGCUACCAGGAUCUGAAAUAAAUUUUUUUACAAAUU